GGAUAAUUCACUUUGAACAUGCGCAGAGGCCUCUGCCUAUUUACAGCUGACCUCUAAAAUCUAAAAGAGGUAAUGGAGUUUUUCCGUAGGGGCUUUGGCUGAAAUUAAGCCCUGAAGGCACUUUAGUAAAAGCUUUAAUUAGAUGGAGUACACUUCUAGCUGUGUACUGCAGCAUCCAAAACCCACAGCAAAAUCCAGUUGUGGGUUUUAGAAGCUGCACAGGGGAGACUUUGUUCCUAUCACUUUGAAGCGGGAGUGAGAUUUGUGCUUGAUAACAGCAGCCUAAGGUAUUUCACACUUGAACCCAUUGGAUAAGGCACAUUUCACAAGGAGAAAAAUGCUGCCUUUGAAGCAAAAAUGUUUGCUGUUGUUCCCCAACAGUUUACUCAGUAUGUGGCAAGUGGAACAUUUAAAGAGAGCAAAAAUACUGCAGAGCAAGUUACAACUCAGCAUACUGUUCUACUCUUGCCACACAUUUCUAGUAUCUAGAAAUAAAUUAUCCAAGCUGAGCCAGGCUUCCAUCUAACAGCACUAUAUAUUUGUUAAAUUUUGUCAUAUGCAUGUGGACUCUGAAAAGCAGCUUUGUCGCAUUACCUGGGAAUGGUGUUUUUCUUUUGCAGUAAUAUUUUAGGCCCUCGUUACACUGGGAAGCACCAAAGGUGAUUUACAGACAUGCCAUAAAACAGCUAAAAAUAGUUUUAAGAACGGUACAAAAAACAAUGGAUGAAACCAAUGGGGGUUUGGUUGAUCAUAAGAUCCCAGCAACAAACAGCGAGUUGCCUUUCUUUCCCAGCUGAGUCACUGCUGCAACUACAUACCCCCCCCCCCGCUUCUUUUUGCACAGAUAAGUUAGUGGAAACUUCAGGAGAAAGGUGGGCCCACCCUCACAGUCUUGUUCUGUUGUGAUUUCAUUUCCCAAUCAAUGGCUGUGUGCACAUUGCCAUCUACUCUGGCUCCAGGGCGGUCCCACUGAUGGCCUUUCAAUCCGUGUACACAGAACGUUACACACUAUGCAGAACUCUAUUGUGGUUUGUUGAGACUCAUCUACACUUGCGUUUGCCCCGUGAUUUCCAGGCAAAGGUCUGAGAGGUUUUUCAUUUGUCCUGCUGCUAUCCCUGGGAAAACCCGUUGAAAAAUCUCUUGAACCUGUGCCUGGAAAUCAUGGGACAAGCAGAAGUGUGGGGGAGCCUUUAAUCCACAUUCCCCUUGCAGCUAAACUGAGGCGUGUACAUUUGAGGCAGCCAUUGUGCAGAUGACCGCUUCAUGAAAAUGAAUUGGAGAGUGGUGGUUUGGAGGGGCAAGGAAACUGAACUGAUAAUGUGCAUUGGGUGAAAACAUCCCCACCAUGUCUCUGGUGUGUACAGCCAUGUGCAAAUGUGACUUGAAACACAGCAGAGGAAAACAACCUUGCUGCAUUUUGAUAUAGACAUAGGACAUACAGCGGCAAAUAAAACGUUUUAAAUGUGUUGUAAAGUGCAAUAUACAAAUUUGGCACUAGAUGGCGACAGUGAGCUAUGCAAAAUUCAAUGUAUUUUUCAAAAUUUUCUUAAGCAUUUCCACUUUUUUAUAUAUGUGUAUAAAAUCACAGAAUCGUAGAGCUGGCAGGGUUCAUGAUGGUCAUCUAGUCCAGGAGAACACUGAGAUGAGUAUCCACAUUUUACUCUGGUGUAGAUAAGCCCAAAUAAGAUACAGGAAUAAUGGCUACUAGACUACGCUACUGGAUUUAGGGACCUAGUUUCCUCUUUAUAACUUGUCUUUGCUUUCCCCACUUUCAGCCUGUGCCAAAAGCUAGCCUUUUUUUCUCACACACGAAACAAUUUUACUUCUGCAACAAUUCUCUUUUCUGACCUUGCUCCUUUCAGUUUUUGCUGCCUCUGAUGUUGUUGCUCUAUGUCUCAUCAUUAAAACAAAACAAAAAAAGAAACAGAUUAACAAAAUGCCUACAGUCACUUGGCUUCUUUCCAAUAGCUCAGAGUUAAGUCUUAUAAAUAAAUGCUGAGGCAAAUAUUUCUGAUAUCUAAAAUAAGAAUAUGGGAGGGGUUUAUAGCUGUGCCUGUUCAUGUGUGGUUUGGCUUUCACAGGUUUCUCUUGCUGGAGACUCAGAUGUGUGUUCACACACACACACACACACUUUAUAUCUUGCUAUCAUUACUAUCUCCUGCAUUGUUUUCGAAUGUUCUCAAUUCUUUCUCCUCAGACAUUUCUCUAUUAAGAGUUUUAUUGCAAUUAUAAUUCACUCUUGCUCAAAAUCUCCCAAGGAGCAUCUGUGUGAACUUUGAAAGCGCUUUUGUAAACGAUCAAGUGGUAUAUAAAUUUUAUCAAAUAAAAUAAAUAAAUAAAUAGUCCUUUCAAUGAUUAUGCAGAUAGAUAAAUUAUAGAUGAGAACAGAUAAAUAGGGUUGUAUUAGGUUUAUGAGAUUGAACUGUGAACCAGGGACACAUUCUCUCAGCCUCAAUCCCCCAUCUGAAAGAGGUGAUAAUAACACAUCUAUAAGCAUUUAGUAUGGUCCAGUUAUUGGGUGGAACAGAAUUAUGGAUUUUAUGUGAAACAUGAGCCCAGGACUACCCCAAAAUGUUGGGGAGACUGACAAAAAUAUAAUUGGUCUUCAACCACCAACCCAAUAUGGCUCCACUUCAGGAACCAACAGGGUUCGGUGAGGAUUAAAUAACCACAUAACAAACGUGUGAAAGUGGCAAUCAGUUGGUGAGUAGGUGGAGUUAACUGGUCUGCAUAAAUUGGGAGGAAAAGUCUUCACACAUGUCUCUACCUUGUAUUACUAAAUGUAUAUUGUACAAUAAUGGCUCUGGGAUAACUCAGUGCGUGAUUUUCUGUGACCAUUUGAAAGCAUAUUUUGAGUUGCGGCCUGCCUUGUCCUUAUUACCUCCUGCAAAUGUAGCACCUCCCAUCUGAGCUGCCAUUCUGACCCAGCUCUUUUGUACUCCCUCAUCCCUUUCGGGAGAUCAGGCCCCUUUGAUAUGCACAGCCUGGUUGUGAAAAAACUGGACCACUAUGGAUGAGGCACCAGCUCCAUGGAAGCUGAGGGAUUUGACACACUCAGGACAUGCUGAGCUGCAAUUGUCCAUUCCAAACACUUCCCCACCCGUCCUUUUGUCCUCUUCAUGCCAGAUGAAGCACCUGCUGUGAGCUCCAUUUAGUGUCUAAGUUCCAAAAAUUUCCAUGGCCCCUCCUGACACAUCGAAAUCCAAGAACAAAGGACAAGCGCAUUUUCUGAGCCUCUCUUUCAGCUUCCUCCUCCUCCCCCAAGAACUGGUGUCCUAGACCCUUGGAGCCGGGCACAGAACUGAAACGUUUACAUAUUUUACAACACAACACCCUUCCCCCUGCUUGCCCAUCUCUGUCACCAAAGGACACACCAUAAGGCAGGGCUAAAGCAUCCGAUCUUCUUCUCGCAUUGAGAGCACCACUGGAACCUUUAUCUCUUUCAAUUUGUCUACUGGUCAGACCAGCAAAACGUUCACAUAAACCAACUUACGUUUCAUUACAUUUCAAAAAAACGGAACGGUCUUAGAAUGUACAAUAGGAAUUAUUUUUAAAUUUAUUGUUUUAUACAUUAAAUAUGUUACAAGGGAUGCCUGAGUUCUGAUUAGUGUCAGAGGCGGAUUCAGCUACUUGGAUAAUAAUUUUUUUAAAAUAUAUUGGUGAGCUUUGGGGCAGAAAAGUGGCCUAUAUAUAUAUGUACUAAUGUAUAUGUAAAUGAACUGCAGGGGUUUACAUAUUCAAAGGGAGAAUGGCCAUUGCUUCUUUUGAUCCAGUAUGUUUUUGUGCAACCUGAGAUUUUUUUUCACUGGGCACAAGCUACAUUGCUUCCUGAAUCACCAACAGGAGCAUAACAUUUUGCAGCUGGGACCUCUAAAAGGCCAUUCAAAAGCAGUAUAUAUUUUUCCAUUCCCCCCACCCUUUUCUGUUUUAGGAUCAUGUCUGAGGAAGAGUAGUCAUGAAGCUCUAAAAGCAGUGUUUCCCAAACUUGGGUCUCCCACUGUUUUUGGACUACAGUUCCCAUCAUCCCUGACCACUGGUCUUGCUAGCUAGGGAUGAUGGGAGUUGUAGUCCAAAAACAGCUGGAGACCCAUGUUUGGGAACUACUACUCUAAAUCAGGGGUAAGGAACCUGCAGCCAUAGAACUGUAGAGCUGGAAGGCAUCCCAAGGGUCAUCUUGUCCAACUCCCUUCAGUGGAGGAAUCCUGCCCACAGCCAUCCCUGGGUGGUGUCGUCGAACCACCAACCUUCUGGUUAACAGCCAGAUAUACUAACCCAUCCAGCUGUUGUUGGGCUCCAGCUUCCAUCAGCUCCAAGCAGCGUAGCCAAUGGUUUAGGUUUAGGUUGAUGGGAGUUGUAACCCCAAAAUAUCUGGACUUGCCCCUAAUAAAGAUAUAUGAUACUGCUCCUCGGGUGGAUUCCACUUAUGCUGCAACAAGCUCACAGGUGGUAUGCAUGGGGGUUUUAUAUUAAAUAAAUGACCGAGCAUAAGGUAGGUAUAAUGGGGGGAGGUCUGCCUGGCGUUUCUGCAGAAGUUAACAGGGUGUGGGGGCAUACUCGUUUUUAUCUGUAAGCUGCCUUGAGUUUCAUCAGGGGGAAAGUAUGAAUACCGGUAAAUACAUAAUAGUAAAAUAAAUAAUAAUAAUAAAUCUUAAAAUUGUUUUUAUUGAAAUAUAUCAGUGGAUAACAAAGGUAUAUAUAACGUCUCUGUUUUCAGUUCAUAGAUUCCUAUCUGUAGGUAAGUUACAUUUGGUGUGAGACAUUGCUAUCAGAGGUAUUGCGAAGUUGGGUGGGGGUGGGGGGAGAGGUGGGAAAAGAGAGGUAGGAGAAAGAAGGGAGUAGUGGUCUUUCCUUUUUUUCAUAGUGUAUGUGGCGGAGUUUUGUGUCAGCGUCACGUGGCUAGGUUCUUCAUCUAUUAGUUUUCAUCGGCAAUGAGAGAGAUUGGGGAGCCCAAGCAUGGUUGGUUGAAUUCAGUUGGUUUUGUUUGUGUGUGCGAGGGGGUUGUUGAGUCAAAUUAACCAUAUCAAUUUGAAUAAUAAUUUUGAUCCACUGGGUGAUUUGAAACAGAUCAGCAAGGAUUUCUAACUUUAUAAUUGCUGAGCAACAACAAAAUGGCUCCCCUCCCUUGCACGGUGGGGGGUGAGGAGGUGAGAGCGGAUAUACAUCUGGAAUGAUAGUUCAGUUCUUGCACUCAAAAGAACAUUCUGGGUUCAGAAUUCUUUACAUUUAAAUACAUGUCUUCUGCACCUGGGUCGCAGGGUGAGUAUCAGGGUUUCAGGGGGAAAGAAACCAUAAAGUAGAUCUUGCAAGUCUGAAGCCUUGCCAGUCCCUGAAUUUUAUCCCAAAAGAGCUCAAUGAAGCUGGCAUUUGGGAAACCCAAGUCUCCCCAGUCUGGGACUCAUCACCCUGGUUAUCCUUCAUAUGUUGUUGGACUCCAAUGCCCAUCAACCCCAGCCAGGAUGACCAGUGGUCAGGUAUGAUGGAGGGUGUCAGUUCGAGGAAGAGUCUGCUACAUCCCAAUGUCUUCUGAUGAAAAGUCUGCUACAUCACAACGGCUCGCAUUGUGUUUGCAGGGCUGUUACCUUCCCACAGAGGGACAGAACUUAACCAAGUCUGAGGCAGUUGACUCCAUUCCAAGAGUGUUCCCUAUGUAGACAGGACAACUGUUUUCUGCACAGGAAGUUGAUAUGAGUUGGGUUUCUUGUUGGGUUUUGUCAUGUUGAAUUAGCCUUGUGAAUACUAGAUUCUGAUUUGCCUCCAUCCAGUGGCGUAGCGUGGGGGGUGCAGGGGGGGCUGGCCGCACCGGGCGCAACAUCUGGGGGUUAGGCUUAGGGGGUGCAAAUCCAUGGGUUAGGGGACACAAAUUACUUGCCUUGCCCCGGGUGCUGACAACCCACGCUACGCCACUGCCUCCAUCUGCCAAAAAUUGGUAACUUUGUCGAGAGGUAAUCUUGGAUAACGUACUGGAGCAUUCAGAAGACUAGCUCAAUAUGCUAUAUAUAUAUAUAUAUAUAUAUGACAAAAGGAACAUUUCCAUAACUACACAGUAUCAGAACAUGGCUGCAUAAGCUCACGGUUUGGAUGAUAUCGUAUGUCUCUUUCACACAGCAUAGUUGCUAUUUUUCUUCUCUAUGUGGCGCUGCCACCAUGUAGAAAAGUACAUUAUAGCACACUGAGGAAAACGCAAGCACUAAAAUUGCUGAAAAUAUAUAGAUUUUCAAAUUGAGUGACAAAAAGAAUGGAUGUGUGUAGGAGUACGGUGGGUAGGAGUUAUGUGGCUGUCUAUAUGUAGACAAUAACACAAAGGAUGCCUCUUAGACAAUAGCUAACGAAACUAGCAGUCAUGCUGUACAGAGAAAUUGCGGCAGCAAUGGAUACACUACCUGUGGAGAAAAACCUCAUUUUUCCACCGACAAAACACUAGCUUGAGUACUUAAAUAAUGCAAUAUCGCUGCAGAGGAAGCACAUUUCAGAAGGCAUUUUAAUUGCUUGCAAGUUAAAUGGAUAAGAACUGUGUGUUUAUUGCACUGAAACGAAUUGUCUAGAACUAAAUGCUGAAAAAUGCAUUUAUUGUUCUUCACCUAUUCAGUGUCCUUGCUCAUUUAUACCCCACCUUUUUCUCAAAGGAGCUCAAAGCAAUGUAUAUGCUCAUUUUAUCAUCACAACAACGUGGGAGGUAGGUUAGGUUGAGAGAGUGCCAAGCGCAAAGUCAACCACCAACAAGCUUAAUGGAUGAGUGGUGAUUUCAGCUUAAGUCUUCCCAGUCCUCGUCAAGCAUUCCCAUCUCAAUAUACCACUCUGGAUCUCCAGUUAGUGCUGCACAUCUUGUUGAGCAAGGGGUCUGUGUGUUUGGCUGUUAACCAGAAGAUUGGUGGGUUCCUGCAUUGCAGGGGGUUGGACUAGAUGCCCCUCAGAGUCCCUUGAAUUCUACAGUUCUAUGAUUCUAUGAAGAGAUUUCAGAAGUGGGAUAGGGCGGAUGCAUUAUGCUUUGGUUCAUUUGUCCCUAGAAAACACAAAAGUACCACUGUCUUUCAACUAGUGGACUUGUUUCUCAAGAUUUCUCUGUCUUCCGAGUAGAUUGUUUUGUAUGCAGUGAUAUACACAGGGACCACGAGGAUCUAACUUCCUGUAAUGCAGGAAGGGGCUUGAUGUGGGGCUUGAACCCACAACAAUGAGAUUAAGAGUCUCAUGCUCUACCACCUAAACUAUCCCUACGGCAUAGGUUUUUCUAGGGGAGCUCAUUUCAUCAGCUUCGUCCAGUAAAAUAUUCUAUUAGUCCAUGUUCUAAGAAAAAAACUGCUCUUUUCCCCUUAUGGGGUACCCAAGAGCCCAUAUAGAGUAGUCUUUUUAGGUUCUCUAUCGGUAGGAGAAAAUAACAGAGGCCAACCAGAUAAUAUUGAGAAGCAAGGCAGCUAGGUCACACCCUGUUCAUAUCUUGAAUGUGCCCUUAAGACAGGAUUUGUGAGGAAAGAGACAAUGGGGAGGUUUCCCACUUUGACAUUAAAAUUCUUAUAACAGUCCAGCAAACAGAACAAUCUGUUAUCAUUUUGGAACCCAUCUGAAAAAUUCGUGCCCUGCCCUUUGAACAGUGGGAGAUGUGAAGGGAGUGCGUUCCCAGGUUUCCACAGCAUUUUUGGAUGGAGCUGCUGAUAGCACAGGAAAGGCAAAGUGGGGAAAGAAGUGCCCAACCCCAUGAGGAGCUGUGAUCCUGCUGAGUCCUCUCAGCUUUUAUGGGCAUAUAGGAGGGCAAAACAGCUGGAGCAAUUCAGAGGGGAAACACUUUGAUCUUGACUUUGAAUCUCUGACAAUUCCCAGCAAUGGUUCUUGCCUCUCACAUGCCACAAGGAUUUUGCCAAUGCUUAGUCAAAGAAAAAAUUAAGAUUCCACUUGAGCAUGGAAGUGUUGCUGUUGCCAUCUUGUUUGGUUGCUGAUUCUGCAUCAUUCAUCUGCUCCCAUUUAUGGUUUCUGUUUACAUUCUGCUAGUUUUUAUUUUGCCUUGCAUGGUAGGGUGGGUUAACAUAUUUUAAAUAAAACAAAUAAAUAUUUUACUUACUUUUAAAUUUAUAUUCCACUUUUCUUCCAAAACAGGAACCCCAAACAAUGUCAUGCAAGAGUUCCGGUAAUGUACAUUAUUCCUGCAUUGGCAUUAGUGGUGCAGUGGUGAAAUUUGAAGUGCAGGAGCUCAUUGUUCCUGCACUGCAGGGGUUGAACUAGAUGACCCUUGGAGUCCCAUCCAACUCUACAAUAGCAUGAAAAUCGCCAUGACAGUCCAAAACUGAAGGCAGCUGUGUUGAUCAAUUAUACAAUAUUGUGAUGAACUGUUACCACUUUUAAAAUGUGGUAAGAAUCUCAUCACAGAAAAGGGAAAACGUUUCUUUCUUUGAUUAGCUUUCUCAUUCUCAGACUGCAGUGUGUCCAGACUAUAGCUAUUUUGGGGUGGGAUUCAAUCACAUACCAACAAUUUCAGGGGGCACAAUUAUAGCUGAUUGGCAGCUCUUGUGCAACAAACCUGCUUCCCCAAAAGAUUAGACGUAUUGCGAAAAAUGAGUGCUCAGUAAAUAGCUAAUGUCAUCUUAUCUCCCUGCAAACAAAUCAGGAUGAAUAAACAGGUUGUCUGGAAGCACCUUUCCUCUCUGUCCAACCUUUUUGAGCCCAGGAGCACAUCUGGAAAGUUAUUGUGGGCACUACAAGAUACCCAUUUCACAGUAGAAAAAACUGAUGUUCAGAACUUUCACACCCUGAAACCAGGCAAGGCACUUACACUCCCAAUAAAAAAUUGCUUUCCCCAUGGGAAGAGCACCUUAUUUUUUUAAAACAUAAGUAAUGCUAAAUAUGUGCUUUUUAUUAUUUUUACAUUGUUAAUUGUGCAAGAGUGUGCAAAAUCUGAAGGGAGGAAGGAAAAAUGUUUUAAAAGAUGACUUUGUUUAAUAUUAUCAAAGUGAUGCACAAAUUGAACAAGGAAUAGGCUCUAGAAUCUGUUUGAUGUUUAUGUUGGUGUGUGCACAAUCAGAUUUUAAAAAAAACAAUUUCAGAAAAUAUAAGAACCCAUUCUAAAAGUGGAGCAGGAGGAAGGGGUGGGGGUGGGGGUGGGGAGAGGAGGACUUGUGAAAUGUUUACUAGUGUUUGGUACCUGUGCUGUGGGGAACGAAACCUGGGGAUUAGAGCUAAUAUCAGUAAGAUGUUAUCAGAUGCAAAUGUAAAUAUACUAGAGGCUUUCAUAGAAUAAAAUAUUAUUGAAAAUCAGCAUUUCACUUUCAAACAGUUCUCUGCAGUGCGAGGACUAGUACCGUAAUUUACCCCACUUUAAAAAUAAGCAAUUGGAUCCUUAAAAAGUGCUUUGAAGGCUGUAAAAUCAAUCCUUUUUUUACUGUAAAAAUGAGUUUUUGCUCCUUUGUUCCGCCUUGCUGUUUUCCUUGGGAUAUCUGAUUUCCCAACUCACGCUGUCUUUAUUCUAAAAUUCAGUCACUGGUUAUUGUUGCUUUUUGUUUCUUUGUUAAACUCCAUGAACUGUAUGUUGCUCACUCGUAAUAAAUUCUCCUAGCCGCUUUAAAGAUUUACGCCUUCCAGAAAUUCUCUUUUCCUUCCCUUUCACUCAUCAUUUAGACACAGAUAGGCUGAAUAAACUAAUUCAAUCUUUUGCUAUAAAUCACUCACAUCAGCAUUUCAGCAGCUUUGUCCAGACUUUGAACCCUCUGAUUUGUCAAUAUCUGCUCAGGUAACAAAGGGCUGGAAGUAAACAAAAUAGCUGUUCAGAGAGGCUCCUUCGCCUUUCUUGAAUCUGGUGUCAUAAUGUCCUAUUAUAGUUUUGUGUCGUGACAUUGUGCAAAUUAGUAUGCUGCAAAAGUCACUAUUCAAUCAAUUCCUCCCCUCCCGUCUCUCUAACACCCACACCAUACAAUUAAAGCACAUGGCUCCCCCAAAAGACUAUUGGGAACUGUUUACCCCUCACCGAGCUACAGUUCCAAGCAACUUUAACAAAUUGGCAUUCCCAGGAUUAUUGGGGGGGGGGAAGGCAUGACCUUUAAAAGUCCUUUAAAUGUAUGUUGUGGACGUGAACUAUCCUUUUUAUUCCACUUAAAUGCUCAGUUCUGCAAGAUGCUGAUGCCCCACCUCUUACAGGAUUAGGGGGCACAUUUAAAGCACAUUAAAGCAUGCAGGAUUCGCACUCCCCUCCUGAGAACUGUUGCUUACCCCUCAAAGAGCUACAAUUCCCAGCAAUCUUAAACUAUACAUCCUAUGAUUCUUUGGGAGGGAAAAUGCACUUUAAAUGUAUGGUGUGUACUUACGGUAGCCUAGAUCAAGCUGAAUAUAAAAGCUUAUAUGACUCCUUAUGAAACACACAUUAUUUUUGUCCUAUAAUCACAGUUGGGUUUCCCCCCUUUCUUUUAACGUAAUAAUCUAGUGCCUCAUUGGUUCCAGAGUUCUGCACAUUAUUACAUGUGCAUUACCAGCUCGUAAUGCGAUGGCAUAAAAACAUCAAACCACACGGACAACACUUUUUUUAAAAAAAACAAAAACCCUGUUGUUAUUAAAAGAUUUUCAUGGAUAACAAAGGUACAUAUAACGUCUCUGUUUUCAGUUCAUAGAGUCCUUUCUAUGUGUCAGUAACAUUUGAUGUGAGACAUUGCUGUCCUAUGCAUGGUGGUGAGGUUGGGGGGAGAGAGAAGUGGGGGGAGAGAGGAGAGAGAAAGAAAAUGUGGGGUGGGGGAUAGUAGCCCUACAUAGGCAACUCCUUUGUUAAUGGUGUUGUCUUAAAUGAUUGCUCUGUACAUCAGAUCUACUAUUGCCCUUCUAAUCAAAAUAUUAUUGGGAAAUUUUGAAGAACAUACGUUGCUUUCUCAUUUUGAAUUUGCAAUGACUAAAUCUUUAUUGGGAUACAUUUUAACACAUAAACAACAAUGAAAACAUACUGACCACACAACUGCAAGGUCGAAAAGGACAACACACUGUUACAAUUUCACGGACUGCAAAAGAUAGACUAUGAAAAAAAAUCCAUCCAAGAAGAACUACUGGAGGGACUUUGUUCAUGCCCAGGGGUUGACUCAUCAAAUGAAGGAAUUCCCUCAAUGAAUUCUGGGCACUCUAGUUUAUCUUUUACAGGGUUAAAAUUCCUAGCAAAUCUUAACAGACCACAGUUCCCAGAAUUAUUUGAGGGAAAGCAUGUGAUUCAAACGUGCCUUCAAGAUAUAGCGUGAAUACAGCCGAGAUGAGAUUCCUGCAUUGCAAGGGGUUGGACUAGAUGACCCUCGGGAUCCCUUCCAACUGUUCUACAAUUUUAUGACAAGUGACUCUGAGGGAAGGGUGAGUGCGUUGGUCUAACUGCAGAAAAUUGCUAAGCAUGUUCUCUUGAGUCAUCUCGAGGAUAUUUGCUUUGCAAACAGCUCUCUGCAGCAUAAAUGAGCCCCACAUUGCAGGCUGGGUGUGUGUGGGGGGGUUUGGAUCUUUAUGGGACUGACAGAAAAAUAAUCUGCCUCACGUCAGAUGCAGUUUACUAUUUCAUGCCAGAUAACUGAUUCUGUGAACACUUAAUUUUCACUCCAUACUGUAUUGUGUCACUUCCCACAUCAGAAAAAUCUUUACCGGCUAAGACAGAAAUGGGUUGAAUGUCCUUUAGCACUGAAUAUGUACAGUUUAUCUUAUCAUCCCAUCUGUACUGCUGUGUUCUAGUAAUGUUUUCUAGAGUGUGGUUUAAAUAGGUCAGGUAUUUAUCUAUUUUUUAAAUCUUGCCUUUCCUGAAGAUGGCUCGGUGCUACAUACAAUCAGGGGUGCCCAAACUUUUUUCAAAGAGGGCCAUAUUUGAUGAAGUGAACAUGCUUUUUUUAGGAUUGGAGUUUUGUGCUUUUAGGAUUUUACCCCAGGACAUAUAUUGCCACAGGGGCUGGAUUAAAUCGACUGACAGGCUGGAUUAGGCCCCCAAAAUGGACUUUGGACAUGCCUGUAUGGUGCUCCCUUUCACAACAAAUUUAAGGUGAAAAACAGUGGCCAGCCUAAGUAAGUUUCACAGCUGAGUAGGGAUUUGAAUUUAGGCCUCACUGAUCUUAGUCAUACACUAUAAAAUCCUGUAUCCCACUGAAUCUACUAGGUCUUUCUAAUGUAUGCGUAGGCAACCUAAGGCCUGGGGCUGGACCUGGCCCAAUUGCCUUAUAAAUCCGGCGCGCAGAUGGUCCAGGAAUCAGCAUGUUUUUACAUGAGUAGAAUGUGCCCUUUUAUUUAAAAUGCAUCUCUGGGUUAUUUGUGGGACAUAGGAAUUUGUUCAUUAUUAUUAUUUUUCAAAAUAUAGUCUGGCCCUCCACAAGGUCUGAGGGACAGUGUACCGGCCCCUUGCUGAAAAAGUUUGCUGACCCCUGUUCUAAUGCCUCCAUUGAGUUAUUGCCCCAAAUCACACUAAUACAGCAACUUACAUACACAUGACUGUAUACAAUAAUUCCUGUCUGCUCUGUUGUGGACUAAAUAGUUGGUGCUGAAUGGGCAGGAGGUGGGGAGAAGGCAGAACAGGUUUAAAAAGUUUGAGAAAGAUGGCUUCACAAUACUGUAUUGAACUCCCUGCAUAUAGUUCUUCCAAGAAGCAGGCAGAAGCAGAAAGAGAUUAAACCAAAGCCUUCUGAAAUCAUUUUCACACCCUUCUCUCCAUAUAUGCAGAGUUGUGGGAAUUGUCACACACGACAAUCUAUACAUAGGUUGAAUGUCAAUCUAUACAUAGGUUGAAUGACAAUCUAUACAUAGGUUGAAUUUCUUACAUGGAUGUGCCUGAAACUUUGUCAUGAGAAGCAGCAAGUCUAUCAGUGAUUCACAGGGACCCUUUGGCUUUCUAUACUUUAUCUAGCUGCAACCUUCCGCCUUUGCUAGAAAGACAGGGCAAUUUUUCAGCACACAAUCGAUGAGUUUCCUUUCCAAACAGGUUUUUGAUCUCUGUGCUGCACUGAACAAUCAUGCUGAAGUAAAUAAAUGACUGAUACAAUUAUCUAGUCAGGGGGAAGGUAUGCUGAUUAAACCAAAAGCAUUAAUUUGAUCUACAACCUCAUGCUGUUUGAGAAACACUGCAAUCCUAAACAGACAAAAGUCCCAUUUCACUCAAAAGAGCUUACUCUCCCCAAGAACUGUAUUUAGAACUGCAGGUUUAUCCACAUAUAAGCAUGUAUAGACUGCAACCUUAUGCUGCAGUGCUAUUGCCCAAUUACUGAGGAGUAAGUCCCAUUGACCCUGCCAACCUAGCAGUUCGAAAGCACGAAGUGUAAGUAGAAAAUAGGUACCACUCUGGUGGGAAGGUAAAUGGCGUUUCCGUGCACUGCUCUGGUUCGCCAGAAGCGGCUUAGUCAUGCUGGCCCCAUGACCAGGAAGCUGUACGCUGGCUCCCUUGGCCAGUAAAGUGAGAUGAGCACUGCAGCCCCAGAGUCGUCCGCGACAGGACCUAACAGUCAGGGGUCCCUUUACCUUUAAGCCCCAUUGAAUUCAGUAGGAUUUGCUUCUGAGUAGACAUGUGUUAUCAGUGCCAAAUCCACAACACUGGAGAUGUUUACAGCUACCCAUAAUAAGCUGAGGUAAUAACAGUGUUAAACUUUAUUGGGUUAUAACUUAAGUUUCUAUUAUCACUACCAAACCUUUAUCUGAAGUUUAUAUUAUAGUAAACUGUGUCCAUGUUUAAAAAAAAACUGUUUUUACAUAAUGCAGGUGCAACCAUGUCAUUGGUUUUGGAGAGUCAUUGGGCUUAUAUAUACUUCUCUAAUACUCAGGAUAGGCUCCAAUGGGAAGAAAUAAUAAUUAUUUUAAAAUAACUCCCUUUUUUAUUUUAUUAAAUAGCUCAACACAGCAGAUGCUUCAAGUGGUUCCCCCAAAUUCAGCUUAUACUGGCUUCUCCAGUCAGUGGCAGAGGAACUGUCUCCGGCAUCUGGGGUGGGACAAUGUGGGGUGGGGAGAAGGGCAGGCGGUGCAUGUGCGGCAGCUGUACGGUCGCCUUGCGAGCAGCAGCCCGUAUGGACGCCUGUAUGAAUGGCACACGUGGGGGGCAGCCUGUACAGACACCGCCUGAGCGGCAUCCAUGCUGACUGCGCGCACCCCCUAGGCCGCUCUAGAGCUGGGGGGGGCAGCGUGCCAUCUUGUCACCCCCCCAGAGUGGUACUAGGGGUGACCCGCCCCCUUCAUACGCCCCUGUCUCCAGUCUAUUACAGUUAUACCUCAGGUUACAGACGCUUCAGGUUGCGCGUUUUCGGGUUGUGCACCACGCCGAAUCUGGAAGUACCGGAACAGGUCACUUCUGGGUUUUGGCGCUUGCGCUGAAGCGCUAAAUCGCGCUUUGCGCAUGCGCAGAAGCGCUGAAUCUCAACCUGCGCGUACGAAGAUGCGGUGCUGCGGGUUGCGAACGUGCCUCCUGCAUGGAUCAUGUUCACAACCCGAGCAUCCACUGUAUUCAACCCCCUGAAUAGAAUCCCUCACAACAGCACGAAAACAGGUGUUUUCUCAAGCACACCUGAUGCAACUAAUCAAUAUUUUUUGAGGGGAGGUGAAGGGACCUCAGCCCUUAGGAGUUGGCUCCCAUACAUGGAAAAUCUGACCCAAGGAAAUGCAGCUGUCAGGAUGAAAAAUGACCCCCCACGAUUUAUGGCAUGCCUUUCUCUGGUGUCAUUACAGAUAAGGAGUGAGCUGUACAUACUAACAAGCAAAGGGGAAAUGGCUGCUGAGCUGAGUUGUGAGGCCUGAGGAGGUGAUGAUGAUGGUGCCUCUCCAGCUGCUGUGAUUGGCUGUGGAUGCCCUGUGAUGUCACAAAAGCACAUGGCAACUCAGUAGAUACACAGAAGUAGCCCAAGGGGAAAGCCAAGGCGAAAGCUUGAAGAGGACACAGUGGACAACAGCUGUGUUAUUCAGUACUUGGUGGUCUCCUUCCACAUGGAGGCAAAGUGGCAAAUGGAAGGAGGCCAUCAUCCGUUAAUGAGAUGCUGUGGAGCAACGAGAAGGCAAGUGUACCUGCUGAGCAGGACCGUGGCUUGAAAGCGGCACAUAUCCAUGGUUGGAAGCUGGCGAUGGACCUGGCAGAAGCUGGUAGGUGUUGGUGGGUGGAAGCUGUGAUUAGCAUGUGGAUGCCCGGGAUGCCGCAGGGCUGAAGGAGGCUGAAGUUUGUGUAUGUAAGCUGGUUGAAAUUCACCUUCAGAAGGCUGUUGACAAAAGCUGUGUGGAUAUUUGUGGAUUGAUGCUGGUGUAAGUAUGAAUGGAGAGUGGACAUAGGUCACCCACCAGAUGCAGUAUGCUUAGGAAUUGCAUGUUCAGAUAGGCUGCCCUCCAGACUCUGGGUGAAUGAACCAUUGGAUAUUCAUGGGUGGAAGCCAGCGGAGAUGAUACUGUUGAAUGAGGGCCAUUCCCCUCACCGUAUCUGUGUUUGCCUUUCAUGGAUGUCAGAAGCCGAUGAGGCUUUCCCCGAAAGCAGCAAUGAAGGGGACAGCAGAGCUUAAGCAAGCCAUCUUCUACUUCUAAAUCAAUGUAUUUCUAAAUACAUCUAAGUAAUGUUCAUUACAUUCCCCUUUCCAGUACCAGGAUGGGAGGCUGUGCCGAUGCAUCCCCAGCAGUUGCCACUGGCUACAAACUUCCUGUGAUGUCACAAAUGGACAGGGUGGCUGAGGGGGAAAAAGGCAGUUACUAGUGGGAGGUGGUUGGAAGAAGGGAGAAACCCCAGUAGAAGGUUCAGGGGAAGUUGGGGUAGGCAGGCAGGGCCAGCUGGAUAUGCAGAAGUUGAAUAUGGGCUGACUCCCUUCCAUCUAAUUGCAUUGCCAACGUUUUGUUCUCUCAGGCUCAUGUACCUGUCUCGCCUAGACUGCUUGGCAGAGCCCCAGCCCUUUAACGGUUCCUGCAUUUCUGCAGAGAGCCAAAAACUGUGGGAAAUAAUAAUAAAAGCAACCCUGCCUAGCAUCCCCGCGCCCACUGGACCAAAUAAGUCCCAUUUGUUGAAUAUGAUAAGGAAAGAUGAGGAAGUUAAAGGCAUAGUAGUUGGAACUAAACAAUAUAAGUUAAAAGCCUUUGAUGAUGAUUUGGUAUUGACUUAACAGGAGACCAGUGCAACCAAAGCACUGAAGAUAAUUCAAGAGUUCGGACAAGUUGCAGGUGUCAAAUUGAAUAAGAAUAAAACCAAAGUUUUAGAAAAAAAAUUAACGAUACCUGAAAAACUUAAUUUAGAGGAAACCACAGGGCUGAAGUUUGUGAAAAAGGUGAAAUAUCUGGGUGUAAAUAUGACUGCAAAAAAAUUGAAUUAGUACAAAGAUAACUAUGAAAAAUUAUGGAAAGAUAUCAAGAGAGAUUUGGAUAUCUGGACAAGGUUGAAACUAUCUUUGUUGGGCCGAAUUUCUGAUAUAAAGAUGAAUGUAUUGCCUAAGUUGUUAUUUUUGUUCCAAGUACUUCCUAUCAUUGAUAAGUUGAAUUGUUUUAAGGAAUGGCAAAAGGUAUUAUCUAAAUUUAUCCGGCAGGAGAAAAAACCCAGAAUUAAGUUUAAAUUAUUAGCAGAUGUGAAAGAGAGAGGGUGUUUCUCCCUGCCAGAUUUAAGGAUCUGUUUUGAAGCUGCAGCCUUUUGCUGGUUGAAAGAAUGGUUUUUAUUGGAAGAUACAGAUGUUCUAGAUUUGGAAGGGUUUGAUAAUGUAUUUGGUUGGCAUGCAUAUUUAUGGUAUGACAAGAUAAAAGCUCACAAACAAUUUAAAAAUCAUAUAAUUAGAAAAUCUUUGUACAAUGUUUGGAUAAGAUACAGGGAUUUGUUAGAAAGGAAAACACCCAGGUGGAUAUCACCAUUGGAAGCUAAGACCUAUAAAAGGUUGAAUAUGAAAGAUACGUGGUUGAAGUAUAAUGAUAUUUUGAUGGAAGUAGGGGACCAAUUUAGAUUAAAACCUUAUGAUCAGUUGAAAGAUAAAUUAGAUGAUUGAUUCUAGUACAUCCAGAUAAACGAGGUGUUUAAAAUGGAUAAGAAAAUCGGUUUUCAAACAGAGAAAUCUAAACUGGAAACGGAAUUACCAGAUACAAAAACAAAAACCUAUCUAAGAUGUAUAAUUUAUUGCUGGAAUGGCAUAUGAAAGACGAACAAGUGAAAUCUGUAAUGAUUGAAUGGGCCAGGGAUGUGGGGCACAAGAUCAUGAUGGUGGAUUGGGAGAAAUUGUGGAAAAAGGGAAUCAAAUUUACAGCUUGUAAUGUAUUAAGAGAAAAUUUGAUGAAAAUUAUGUACAGAUGGUAUUUAACACCAGUGAAGUUAGCAAAAAUGUAUCAUACUCAUGAUAAUAAAUGCUGGAAAUGUAGAGAAAAAGAAGGAACCUUUUACCACAUGUGGUGGACGUGCCCCAAGGUAAAAGACUUCUGGGAAAGGAUUUAUAAUGAAUUGAAAAAAGUGUUGAAAAACACAUUUAUUAAAAAACCAGAAGCCUUUUUACUUGGUAUAGUGGGGGUGAAAUCCCCAAAAAGGAUGUUACUUUGUUCUGUAUGCCACAACAGCUAAGGGAACGGCUAAGGGACCUGGGCAUGUUUAGCCUGGAGAAGAGGAGGUUAAGGGGUGAUAUGAUAGCCAUGUUCAAAUAUAUAAAAGGAUGUCACAUAGAGGAGGGAGAAAGGUUGUUUUCUGCUGCUCCAGAGAAGCGGACACGGAGCAAUGGAUCCAAACUACAAGAAAGAAGAUUCCACCUAAACAUUAGGAAGAACUUCCUGACAGUAAGAGCUGUUCGACAGUGGAAUUUGCUGCCAAGGAGUGUGGUGGAGUCUCCUUCUUUGGAGGUCUUUAAGCAGAGUCUUGACAACCAUAUGUCAGGAGUGCUCUGAUGGUGUUUCCUGCUUGGCAGGGGUUGGACUCGAUGGCCCUUGUGGUCUCUUCCAACUCUAUGAUUCUAUGAUUCUAUUCUAUGAUUCUAACAGCUGUGAGAAUAUUGUUAGCAAAGAAUUGGAAGAAACAAGAUUUACCAACUAUCGAAGAAUGGCAGAUGAAGAUGAUGGAUUAUAUGGAACUUGCCGAACUGACCGGGAGACUCCGAGACCAGAGAGAAGAGACAGUGGAAGAAGAUUGGAAGAAGUUUAAGGAAUAUUUGAAAAAAUAUGUUAAUAUUUAAACCUUAGAAUAGCUUUGGAAGUGGAUAUACGCUGUAGGGUUAGAAGAAGAAGAUAAGGUAUUUUAAAAUAGUAUUACAGUGGUGCCUCGCAAGACGAAAUUAAUUCGUUUCGCGAGUUUUGUCGUCUUGCGAUUUUUUUCGUCUUGCGAAGCACGGUGUCGGGAAAGUUUUGGAAAAGCUUCAAAAAUCACCAAAGUCUUUAAAAACCUCAAAAAAGGCUACCACACCGCAUUCUAUGAGUUGCUCCUCGAAGUCAAGUCGCAACUGUAUUAAUGGUGUUAAGAAAAAGGAAACAAACUUGCAAGACGUUUCCGUCUUGCGAAGCAAGCCCAUAGGGAAAAUCGUCUUGCGAAGCAGCUCAAAAAACAAAAAACCCUUUCGUCUAGCGAGUUUUUUGUCUUGCGAGGCAUUCAUCUUGCGAGGUAUUUAUAAGUGAUAAAAUGUGAAGUUAUUUUAAGUGUGAUUAAAAAAAGAAAGAAAGAUGGUUAGAAAUUAUGUUAUAUGUAAACUGCUAAAGAUGAAGUAAAAUGAAAAUCAGAUAGGUGGGACUUGGGGAAGCCCACUUAACAAUGUUUAGAAAAAUAAGGAUAUGACAAGAAUUUUUCGUAUUGUUUGUCUUUACUGUCUGUGUUUUUUAUUUGUGUUAUAAAAUGAAUAAAAAAAUUUGAAGGGGGAAAAAGUCCCAUUUGACCUCCUCAGAUAUUGUGUCCCACUGAUGGAUUUGCUGCAAACUGGCUGCAGUAUUUGUAUGUAAUGUAACGUUUGCAAUGGAGAGUUUAUUUCUCUGGCCAUCCGAUUCCCUUAAUUAUUUCCCAAAAUUUCCUGCACUAUCCUCAGCAUGUUCAAAUUUAAAAUGAUUUAAAUCAGGACUGAUUAAUUAUAUUUAUUCUAUUCUGUCAAACAAACAACCAGGAGCAAUGACUGACAUCAACAUUGAGCAUGCUCUAGUCCAGGCUUCCUCAACCUUGGCCCUCCAGAUGUUUUGAGACUACAAUUCCCAUCAUCCCUGACCACUGGUCCUGCUAGCUAGGGAGUUGUAGGCCAAAAACAUCUGGAGGGCCAAGGUUAAAGAAGCCUGCUCUGGUCUAUGACUCUUGCAAUUUUUCUCCAGGUUGCUACUGGCAAAUACUUAGCUAUAUAUUUAUAUAAUUGUUUAUACAGUGGUACCUCGGGUUACGUACGCUUCAGGUUACAUACGCUUCAGGUUACAGACUCCGCUAACCCAGAAAUAGUGCUUCAGGUUAAGAACUUUGCUUCAGGAUGAGAACAGAAAUCGUGCUCCGGCGGCGCGGCAGCAGCAGGAGGCCCCAUUAGCUAAAGUGGUACCUCAGGUUAAGAACAGUUUCAGGUUAAGAACGGACCUCCAGAACGAAUUAAGUACUUAACCCUAGGUACCACUGUAUAUAUAUUGCAUUUCUAGUUUGUAAAUUGAUUUCCAGUCUUGUUUUCGUGUGUGAGUGAGGUGGGUGGGUGUUUUGGAUCAGGUUAGCCAUAUUAAUUUGUAUGCUGUUGGUGGAUUAUUGUCAUUGUCCUGUUGGGCUGUGUAUGUGAUAAAGGGGAGCCAUACCGGGGUGAAGGCGUCUUCUUCUGUUUGUCCCCGUGUCAGUUUCAGUUUAUUAGUUAAUUUUUCUAGUAGGGCUGUUUCCCAUACUAUUUGGUACCAUUGGUCCAUGCUUACUCCUGACAGGUCUCUCCAGUGUCUGGUUAUGGUGUUUCUGGCUGCUGAGAGCAGGUGGGUUAUGAGUUCUUUGUGGUGUAAAUGGGCAUUGUUGUCUUGGAAGAUGUUUAGUAGGGCCAAUUCUGGGGUGAUGUCUAUUACUUGCUUAGUUAUUUUACAUAUUUCUUGUAUGGCUGUUGUCCAGAAUAGUUGGAUUUUGGGACACUCCCACCACAUGUGGAGGUAUGUGCCUGUGGAGGUGCACCCUCUCCAGCAUUUUGGUGAGGUUCCUGGGUGUAUUAGCACUAGUUUCCUUGGUGUUAGGUAUCACCUGUAGGUGAGUUUCAGUGUGAGUUCUUUUCUUUUCGUUGAUAUGGACUUAAAGGGGGGUUUAGACCACAUUCUGGUCCAUUGAGUACCAACCCUAAUCUUCUACAGUAGGGAGGGGAGGGAGAGAGAAACAGGAGGAAGGAAGGAUAGAAACAAGAUGAAGGGAAAACUUUCCUCAUCUUUCUGAUUCCUUCCCAACUCAUCCAUCCACCUCUUACUAGUUAUGGAAAAGUAGCAUGGGCGGGGGGGGGGGGACUUGAAACCACCCAGAGCUCUACCUGAGGUCAAAGCAGAGUUUCCAGUGUCAACAUUGGAGCCUAAGUGUUGAUGCCCUGUAUUGGUCGGCUCUGUCCUCAUUUUUGUUAUCUGUUGUGUGUAACUCCUAGUGGGAUUCUGCACAUGUGCAGAGAAAGCAGACAAGUUAUUAUUGCGGUAGAAUUUCUGAAAAACUCAGCUCUCUUAUCCCUUUUAAAGCAAGGUUCUAAGCCCUUAAAACGGUAAAGAUAAACCUAGAGAUUUGGAGGCACUCUACAAAAUCUCUGAUGUCAGGGCUGAGGCUUCAGUGCCCUGCUAAGGAUCCUUGCUACUACCAAAGCAGAACAAAUUAGUCAAUUUGUGUAACUACAUAUUUUGUAGUAUGUUUAGUAUGUGUUCGUGACAUGUAAGGAAUUGGUAAGUAUGCGUUUAUGUUGUAGAAAGCAAUAUUCUGUUCUUAAGCGAAGGUUUGAGCUAGAUCCAGAACAGGAAAUCAAGUCAAGCUGAGGGAUUGUGCACCAAAAUUUGUUGGAAGAGCGAUGUGCUUUCUCAAGAAAAACAUACUGUACCACAAAUGCAUACAAAACAUCAAGUUGGUUGAUAAGCAGACUAUGUUUCGUCACCAUGCAACCCCCAAACCUCAAAAUCAAGAGACAGAAUAUGCUUAUCUCAAAUCUAAUGAAUGAAAGACCAGUGACAAAAAAUGCUACUUGUUUAUUCAUUGAGUUCCUCAUGUAUCUAGCAAUCCGCAUAACAGAAUGACUCAGAGAGUCUCUUUUGUGUCUUUUCCAGCACCUAUGUUAAUUACCAACCUAGCUGACUCAGCGCUAUCCUUGCCUCUGAACACUUAGUAAUCUCUGUGUGUGAACUGCAUAGCAGAUUGAGUCCUUGUGUAGGCACUGCUGCAAUAAACAUUUUUAUUAUUAAUAAUUAUGAUAAUGAAAAGUGUUCUCUAUCAAUAAUGUUUCACUGACCAAACUGUUCAAAUCCUACAAGGUUCUGUCUACUGAUUUUAAAGCACUGCACUUCUGAUUUCAAAUGGAUUUGCUUUAUUUUCCAUUUCAAAGAGUUUUACAAUCCUUAUUUUGUCCACCUGCACAGCAGAGUUGGGCAUUAAUAUUUUACAUUCCUAGAUCUUAUACAGAUUUGUUCAAAGUGACCUUGUAAGACCAAGUCUGUGCAAGGAUCUGAACACAAGCCAAUACUAUAUUUUGUUUUCUAUACUACAUGGGAUCUCAGUAAUAAUUUAGGUAAGACCCUCAUCAUCCAAUCUGUUAUGUGAUAACCAAGUGAUGUUCUUCCUCACAAAUUUCUUCCAGCACUCUUAAGCUUUUCCAUACCAAUAACAUUUUCAGAAUAAUGAUUAUAUGCUACGAUUGAAAUGACCCCCCCCCCCCCGGUAGUCCAAUUUUAGCAUUUGUUCUAUGCCUCAAAAUGCUUACAGGUAGCUCUGUGACAGGCAGAUUCUUAUGUCUCAGCAAUCAAAUCUCUAGUUAUUCCCAAGAAAAGUUAAGGAACUAGCUGCAGUAUAAGGGUUCAGGGCCAGGAGCCCAGUAAGGGUGCAUAUAUUAUUAUUUUCAUAACUAGAACCAGAAAGGCCUAACUACAAAUCCCUCCAUAGCUGUGAAAACUCAGGAUGGAUUUAAGCUAUUUGAUAGGAUGUUGCAGGGAAGUCUUAAACUGGGUCAGACCUUUUCAAAACAGACCUUGCAAAAAGAAAAAGAAAAACCCAGAGUUAGGGUUAGAAUAGACACUGGUUCUGUUGCAUUGCUGAAUUACCACUUUAACUGAAGCUAGAGCAACUACAGCUAUUUUGAAAUGAUUCCAGGUUUGCAGUUUAUAAAGAAAUAUGAUGAAUCAGAGCAAAAAUACGAUUUAGGUGGACUCCUUAUGCAUUUCCUGGAAAUGCAAGGCUGUUGCCAAUUUGUUUUCACUUCUUCAACCAGAAAGCAAUCAGUUUUGUUAUCCUGUGCAUGUGUGUUUUGAGUCAGGUACACAAUAAAGUUAUGAUUCUUUGCUUCUCUCUUUCCUAUAUAUUUGCAGAAACAAUACAGUAUGAGCAAGUACCAAUAUUGUGUCCAAACCAAUUUCUCUUUACAUGGUUUCUACCUAUGAGCAUAAUUUCUCCCUUUGCAUUUUGGCUUCCCUCCCACCCACCACUGGUUUUUUUUGCUCAGGUUCUGAAAACAAUUGUGAUAUUUUAACAGUGGAAGUGCUUGUCUCUUUAAGUGUCUUCGAUAAUCGCAAGGAUCACUUUAACUUUGGAAGUGACCCCUUGCAUCUGCACUCCUUUCAUCUUAUAGACAAGAACACUUGGGGAUGGACUAUUUCCUGGUGGGGAGGGGUGGAGCCGAGAUCCUUUCACACAAGUCGAUCACUCCAAUUGGUUCACUCCAGAUUUGAAACCAGUUCUAGUCUGAAUGUGGGACACAGGCUCACAGCUGAGAAAGGGGAGCUCGCUACGCUUCCUGCUCCAGGAUUUAAAUGUCCAGGAAACAGCUUUGCAGAGAGAGGAGGAAGGAGCAGGAGCUGCUUAGGACGGGUUGGGGUCAACACCAGGGCUUUGCCCAACAAGCAAAGGUGAGUUGGAGGGAACUUCCGAAGUCUGCAAACCGGUUUCUGGAGAGAACGCUAAACCCCUCCAAAAGACUCCGCUGAAUUCCAGUAAAGUAGGCCAGUGCAAACUCAAACUCAAGGAAGGCUUGAGCACCAGCCAGGUUAUACAAUGAGGGCUGCAAACCUAGGGAAAUAUCCUGCAACCUUAGGAAGCAGGUCCCAGGAACUCGGCAAGGCUGAGUAAACAUGCACAGAGUUGCGCUGCGCGUUAUUACCUCCCCUUUCUAUAUGCAGCUGCUUAAUUCAGAGUCUCCUCCAUUUGCUCCACGUCUUUGGUUUGCUGAUCCAAAUAUCCACCCCCGCGCACUCCCUCUUUCAACUUCUCUCUCCAAGGAUAGUCUUUUGUUAACGGAGGAUCUCCUGAGGCAACUUUUGGCUGCCCUCUGCUAGGUCCCGCCCCACAAACCUCCCAUUAUCUCUUCAGCAGACCAGGGAAUCCGUCUUGGGGUUAACCCCUGGGCAAUUUUCUUUAGGUUUUUGUUUUUUUAGAAAACCCUGUUCUUGUUUGAAGGAUCAUGUUUUUCCUUCCCUUCCCCCACCCCCUUUUUAUUGCUGCCCUUAUGUAUCUUGAACUGGGUAACCCGCUCAUCAAGCUCAUUCCCAAGUUUAUUCCUGUGCGUCCACCAUCUUUGGAAAGAUGGCUUCUCCGCGGUACUUUAGGACGAGCGAGACCGGCCGGCAGAGGGGGCACAGCGCUUAGUUCUUUGGCUGGGCUUCACUCAUGACCUCCUUUAAGAUUGUCCUUGGACUGGAAGGAAACAUGGAGUUUUCCAAGGCCCUGGCUGGCCGCGAUCUGACUUCUCUGCUGUUGAUGAAGAUCUGGUGGGAUCCAGCAAGAAUAACUCUUAACACCUGCGCUAUACUUUUUUGGGUUCCAACUUAGAAUGCUUGCGUGCAUUCAGAGAAACGUUGGGACUCGAAAUGUUUUCUCUUUUUCUCUUAAUUCAUUAUACUGUUUUGUACUGUCUCUUCACCUCUCAUGCCAGAUCAGCAGAUGAGCUGCCAUACCCCCCCCCCAAUUUUUUUAAUGCUACAAGCUUAACCAUGGCUACUCAAAACUUAGUCCUAUUGACUUAAGUAGGGCUUACUCCCAGGUAAAUGGGGUUAGGAUUGCUGUCUUAGUCCCACAGAAUUGGAUGGGACUCCUGAGCAAGCACAUCCUGAUGUGGCUGUAUGGGAUAAAGUAAUUUUGGGGAAAAUAUAAAGAGGGGUUGUUGUGGCAGUAGGUUCCAUUGGCACAGUUCUGUUUUGUCUUUUAUGUGAGUUAGCAAAAGUGAGUUAUAUAAACUGGUGGGUUGAAGAAAAGUAAGGGGUAAACUAAAUCAACUUUCUCAGUUCACACUUCUAAUGAAUAAAACAUAGUCCUCGAAGAUGCUGCAGGCAUUGCCUUUUUGCUGUGAAAGAUUUAGCAUGGCUAUUCUGCAAUACCAUGACCAGGUCAAAAAGUAAUGUCAGCAAUAGUGCUCAAGUAUUCCGAAAUGUACUUAUUUUUAGCUUUGGAUGCUACCCCGUAACAUGAAGUUUUCUUGGCAGCUGACAAUAAAAAAGUAAAAAGUAAAGUGAACACGGGAUAAAGCAUAAAGCCGAAACUAAAAAUCUCAAAAUUGUGAUAUCUCCUCUCCAAAAAAUAAAAUAAAAAAUAUACAUUAAAAAACUAAAAGGCCCAGACAAUGGAAAUUAUUUUAAAGGCCUGAAAUAUUAUAUAUUAUAUAUUAUAAUAUAUAAAUAUUAUAAUAUAAUAUGAAAGUAGGAAGGUGUUCACCUGUAUUAGCUGGAAAUGGUACCAUUUCCAUAGAAGGGAGGAAGGAAAGAAUGUGAAAUUGAGACUAAUACUAUAGUUUCAGGUUUCAUUCUUGGAUAUGUUCAACAUUAAACCAAAAAAAGCACUUUUAAGUAUAUUCAUUGUGUUUUCUAUAUCUUCUAUAUUUAAGAAAGUGUCGAGUAUCUGACAACAAAUUAAAAUAUUUGGUUAGUUCACUGGUCAAGUAUCAGCAUGAAAACUGCUGUUAAGUAGUUAUAUAAAUAAAUAAAUAAAUAAAUAAAGCCUUAAUGUUAGGUGAGGUGUUUAUAUAUGUGGGAUGAUUGACAAAACAGCUCUUCUCUUUCACUUUUAUCCUAGGACAUCAGUGUAGGCUUUCAAUUACAAAACUAUUUUUUAAAGGCCAGCUAGCAGCCACUAUUCAAAACCAAAUGUUUUUUUAAAAGGCAUUUUUGCAAAGUAGGCCGCAGACCAAUCCUCCAGGCAUCAUGAGCUGCAGUCAAAUAAUGAUGUUCAGCUGAUAAUAUUUGACCAGUUUGAUUGGCAGGCCAGCCCUACCUCAUGACAACUACAGCAAUAUUAUUAGCAUGGGUGAAAUGGUAAUUUGGGGUGUUUUUUAGGCAAAGGGAUUUAUACUUUUAGCACAUAUACCUACUGCAGAGGCUGUUAUAAAUGGCUAGAUUGUUCAGUGCAUAAAAGAACUAGUCAGCUGACUUGAUAUAGGCAUGCUUUUGAGAAAUAAUGAAGGGUAGUUGGAAAUACAAAAGGGUAGAGAAGGAUAUACAGCCAUCCGAAAUAGCACCCCUGGCUAGAUCCCUGGGGUUAAAACACUGCAAUAUAUUUGAGUGCCAUCUUUUCCUAAGAGAGAGAGAUGUUUGAUUCACUGCUAUUGGCACUUGAAAUGCCUUUUAGGGAGGAGGGGGGCCUGAUAAAUGAAUAAGACAUCCACCACAAACAGAAUUGGAUGUUGCAGUGUGAGCAGCUACCUAUAGAAGUGUGUGUGCCUUGUGCUGCCAGUCGUGCUUGCUGCUUAAUGUCUGAAGGGUCGAUUGUAUAUUACACACUUGACAGGGGAGUCGAGCAUUGUUGCAUCCUGCUUCUUGGGCUGCUGCAUUCACCACUCUUACCAAGUUACUGUAAUAAUGAACUUUUAAAAGAACCUUAGGAUUUGUAUAGCCUUCUGUGACUAUGCUUCAAUUCAGACUUCGUCCACCUCGGCCCUCCAGAUGAUUUGAGACUACUGUUCCCAUCAUCCCUGACCACUGGUCCUGCUAGCUAGGGAUCAUGGGAGUUGUAGGCCAAAAACAUCUGGAGGGCUGAGGUGGAGGAAGCCUGCUUUAAUUAAUGCCCCCAAGAGAUUGAGGAAGAAUAGAGAAGCUUUAAAUUACCCUCAAAGUGGGCCUGCGUGGAAACAGAGUAAUGUCUCUCUGUACUGGGAAGAACUGGGUAAAAUUUACAGAUAUCCAGGAUUUUGGAUAAUAUGGGAGGCUAUACUGUCAACUAUGAGUUUGAACUGAUGUGACCCUAAAAAACAUGGCAGUAUUGUGACAUGAAGCUGUAAAUAGGUCCUAGAGCUAGGGCAGGCAAACAUAAGGCCCAGGGGCCAGAUCCGGCCCAAUCGCCUUCUAAAUCCGGCCUGUGGACUGUUUGGGAAUCAAUGUGUUUUACAUGAGUAGAAUGUGUGCUUUUAUUUAAAAUGCAUCUCUGGGUUAUUUGUGGGGCAUAGGAAUUUGUUCAUCCCCCCCCCCAUAUAGUCCGGCCCCCCACAAGGUCUGAGGGACAGUGGACCUGUCCCCUGCUGAAAAAGUUUGCUGACCCCUGUUCUAGGGUUCCCUGUGUCUUUUGUCCUGGAGCUAUGAUGACAAACCUGUCGCCCUCCGGAGGUUACCGUUCCUUAACAUUGGCCAUACUGUCUGAGAACAUCUGGGGGGCUACAGGUUCCCCAUUACUGUCCUAGAAGCUUGCUGUAUGUUGCAUGUGACAAGACUUUUGUCCCCAAACCAGCCUCUGUGAAUAUAUAUUUUCCAGGACACCUUUGAGACCAUAUUCUGUUGCCGUCUGAAUGCAGAUUUUAGUGCUUCUCCUGGUAAAUAUAAAUAAAGGUUGUUACUGCCUAGCACUAGGUCCUGUUUCUCUUCAUUAUUUUCAGCAGAAGGAAAAAGGAUCUGCUAUGCAAAUAUUUUGAUCUUCUAUGCUGGGUGCUAGGGCCUAAGAAUAUCUGAGACGGAGGAGACUGGGAGUGUGAAAUAUAGCGCCAUAUGAAAAUAGGCUUCUGCAGCUUGUAAAAAGUCAGGAAUAUAGUAGUACAGUCUGAGGUUGUCUCUUGAAAGAAGGCUUGCUGUUCUAAACAGAUUAGCAGUUAAAAGGUGCAGUGAGUAAUUAAGUAACUAAAACACAAACUCAGAUUUGAAGGCAGCCCUGUAGGCACGGUGGAACAAAUGGGUGCACAGACCCCAGAGCUGUGCUCUCCCCCCCUCAAAAAAAAUGUUUUUGGAAAGUUUUCUUUUUAAUUUGUGACGUGACACACGAUGAAAGCCUUAAUAACCACAAUGCACCACAGGAGCAAUUAAAGAAUAGGACCCUCUAAAAAAAAUAAGGGAAUAAGGCAGGCGAGUUUGCAACAAAAACUUCAUAUGGAGGCUCCUGAAUAGCCUACUAACUAAAGACUUCCCCUGACUGUGGGUGGAUUUUUCAUGAUCACAGUCAUCCUAUAAUCACUUAAGUGAAACUGAAAAAACAGCCUAUAUGGUAAUUGUGGGCUACAUAUAGACUCCACCCAUUGUAUUUUUCUUUGCUCUGCUUUCCAGUAUGGGUUGUGUUCUCUACCCAGCCAGGCAUUUUUUGUUUGCCUGCAGUAUGAAUUAAGAGUGUGUUUAUUAUGCAGUUCAGGUGAAAUAAAGAGAAAACUUAAAAGUGAUCUGAAAAAAAUAUCCCAUGAGUUGCCCUUCACUCUUUUAAAGCAUUCAUUAUACUCACAGGCAUGGUAGCAACCUUUUAUUCUUUUUAUUGAGUACUUGGUGGCAAAGGAUGAUGAUUAUUUAAUAAAUUUGUAUAAAGGAUGAAAACAGCCCUAGAGGAAUAGAAACACUACUGUGCACACUACAAUAAGCUGGCUGGCUGGCUCAGGCAUAAUUUCUGAUUUUCCCAGUGUGUGCAGCUUAGCAAGAGGCCUUUUCAGGGUUUCUAGGCAGGGAAAAUCAAGCCAGUAAGCAGUUUUAAAAAACCAUUUGCUUUCCAUAAUUCCUGGACCAGUUAAAAAGUUUCCCCUUGAUUGCCCGACAGUAAGGAAAAUCUAAAGGUCAGGAACAAAACUAGAGGAGGGACUCUCAGGGAAACGUUGGCUUUAGAUCACUGGGGGCCAGAUUUUGGGACAAGACCUGAUUUCAUAGAAGCAUAGGAUACAGAAUUGUGGAGUGUAAGGGACCUUGAGGGUCAUCUAGUCCAACCCCCUGCAAUGCAGGAAUCCUGCCACAGCCAUCCUUGGGUGGGCUCGAACCACCAACCUCUUGGUUAACAGCCAGGUUCACUGACCCAUUUAUUUUUAACUAGAAUACAUAAGUCUCGGUAACCGAGGCCAAAUGUCAAAGAAAUUGCAUGGGGAAAUGCUGAAUGUGUGACAGUGUCAUUGUCUGAACUCUUCUGUGGUUUUCAGGAUGAUCCAGCGACACCAGCUGGUGCAGUCCGUGCUUCAGGAACUGCAAGAGGCGGCCGAAUGCUUUGGGCUGGAGGGACUCACCAGUGCAACCCUAGAAGCCGAGAGGACUUUGUCCUCGUUCUCCUUACCUGGCUACCGUGAGAGGCCGUUCCAGGAAGAGCUGGAAGUUGACCGGGUUGCCAAAAGCCUCUACCCAGAAGAUGCUCCCUGCAAUAUGCUGCCUUUGGUUUGCAAAGGCGAAGGGAAUCACCUGUUUGAGGCUGCCAGCGUGCUGCUGUGGGGGAACACCAGCCUAAGCCUGGAGCUGCAGGUGCGCACAGCGGUGGAGAUGUUGCUGCACAAACAGUAUUACCUGCACGGCAUGAUCGAUUCCAAAGUGAUGUUGCAGGCAGCUCGCUACUCCCUUUGCACGGAGGAAUCCCCUGAGAUGACUAACUUGCCCUUGGCCAUCCUAGAGGCCAUUUUUGAUGCGGACAUCAAAGCCACCUGCUUCCCUGGCACUUUUGCCAACAUGUGGCACAUGUAUGCCCUGGCGUCGGUGCUUCAGUGCAACAUCUAUUCCAUAUACCCAAUGAGCAACCUAAAAAUCCGGCCGUACUUCAACCGACUGAUCCGACCCAGAGGGUGCAGCUUGCAAGUUUCCACACUGCAUAUCAUGUGGUCAGGGCAGCAGCUCUCGUCCCAGCUAUUCAGAGCUCAGUACUUUGUGCCUGUGGUUGGCCUUGAGGAGCUGGAAGCCACAAGCCCAGCUCCAGAGCCUCCCGUGCAACCGGUGAAUACCUUGGAGCUGCUGCCUCAGGAUCCCCAGGUGACUCAUUCGAACCUAUGCAUCACCAAAAGUACUUUCUAUCGAUGGAAGCGCCAGUCUCAAGAGCAUAGGAAGAAGGUGGCUGCCAGAUUUGCGGCCAAACAGUUCCUGCAGUCCUGCUUCCGAGAGGGCAAGGUGGUCCCUCUUCAGCACUUCCGACAAAUGUUCCCAGAAAUCUCUCGUUCCACUUACUAUGCCUGGAAGCACGAGAUGCAAAACGCGACAAAUGGCAGGGCCUCUUCCCCUGCGGAAGUUGUGCUGCCAAAGGAUCCUCAGGUGCACAAACCGGAGAAUCUCCCUGCAGGCAAAUACGGUGUAACAAAGUCUGAAGGAGGCCUAGGGCCCAAAAGUCCGCUCUUGAAUUCCAACCAAAAUGGGACUUCCAUGCAAGGAGCCAAGUCUUACCUGGAGAGGUGCAUUUCCAUGAAUACUGUUCUGCCCUACAGGAGCUUCAAGUGCUGCUUUCCUGGCAUCUCCAGGUCCACCUACUACAACUGGAGAAGAAAGGCCAUCAACGAGAACCCCAGCUUCAUGCCUUCUCAGCCUGUUUCCCUCAACCAGAACCCCCUUAUGAACAAGAAGCCGUUCCUGCCAUUCAAGCCAGGGAGCCUCCCUAGUGAGAAGAUGCUCAAUGGACACCAUCCAGGGCCCCGUAUUACCAUGCGCAUCAACCCAUCUCUACACAUCUGGCAAAAGCACCUUCGCCACUUGGCCAAGAAACGCGUCUGUCAGUGGAAAAUUCCCUUCUGCAAGUUCCGCCUGCGCUACCCAAGCCUUUCUUCCACAGCCUAUUGGUUUUGGAGGAGAAGCGGCAGCCAAGAAACCAAGAAGCGUGGCCUUACCCUAAAUGGGCUUUCCGAAAACUUUGAAAAGAAAACCGCUGAGACUAGUGGGAAGGCAGAACUUGAACUGCGCCCACUGCAGCAAAAGGAGAGUGCUCUAGUGCUCGUAGACAAGCAGCCUCCCAAGCCCUACAGCGCCGUGAUACCAGGCUACCAAAUGGCAGAGAACAACAGCAUGUUUGUGAUGGAUGUGAUUGCCACGGCUCAGUUCAAAGCCCAGGCCAAGCUGUUUCUCCAGCAGCGCUUUGAGUCAAAGACCUUCCCAACGUACAAAGAGUUCAGAGCUCAUUUCCCCUUGACGGCACGUUCCACUUACUACAUGUGGAAACGUGCCUUGCACGAUGGACUGACGCUGGUGGAUGCCUGAGGCUAGUCACGACCCUUGCCAGUCUGCUAUUGGAAGUUGCUGUCAUCUCAUCAGUGGGAAAUGCAACCUCUCUCAAGUAGUUACUUUUGUCUUUUUUAUUUUCUUGGUUUCCAGAGUUGGAGACCAACUUUGCAAAGUCUCAGCCGCUGGAGGAGUGGAAAAAGGCAGGGAGGAUGAUGGGGAUGAGGUGCUGUUUUUUUUGUUGGGCUCCUGAGUUGCCCUUAAUGAAAUAUAUGCUUUUCUUCUUCUUAGUGAAUAGGACAGAUAAACUUGGUGGUGGUAGAGAAGGGGAGUCUCUGGGAUCUCUAAUGCUGCUGUAGGUGGACUGUGAAAUGUGCCUUAUUUCUUUAAUGUGAUUGUGAGCCACAAUCUUAAGGGCAGUGAAUUACGCCCAGGUCCAGAUGUGCACCCUGUUUUGUUCUUUAUUUAAAAAAAAAAAUCAGGAAAGGAAUACAAAGGAAACAAAAACCCUAGCAUCACCCUCCAGAGUCCUCAAAAAAGGUGGCAGUGACUGGCUCAAGGAUAGUAAUAUUGUACAGGCAUCAGAUGGCAAAUAAAACAAAUGCAUAUCAUGUGCUGACAGUGACAUAUACCAGGAAAACUGAGAAGAAGUACAAGGAGGAGUCUUCAGCAAGGCAGUGAAAACAGAUCAACAAACGAUAGACGAAUGUCUUGAAAGGUGUGCACUCUGUUAGUGAGCUGGAUUCAGCCGCUCCACUCCUAGGCAUAAUGCAUGUUCUAUGUUGUGCAGCAUAAAGCUGCAAAAUCUCCUGUCUGUUAAUGUGUGAUACAAGUGGAAGAAAUUCAUUAAAACCUCAAAAAUGGAAAUAAAAA
This is a messenger RNA of Podarcis lilfordi (Lilford's wall lizard), 31176 nucleotides long. The record is from the annotation of a GenBank genome assembly. NCBI's taxonomy places the organism in Eukaryota, Metazoa, Chordata, Lepidosauria, Squamata, Lacertidae.